CCUCAAUUGUCGCCGUCGUCCUCCUCCCCCCGCCCUUUCCCAAGCAACCGUUCCUUAAUCCGUCUCGUGUGUGCGCGCGCGCUCCUCCCUCCCUUCCUCUGCUUGCUCCUCCUCCUCCUCCUCCUCGGGAGCGCGCGUGCAGGGGUAACAGGAGUCAAAGCCGGCCGUGCGGCUGAAGGGGAAGGGCGGCCGUAGCGGCGCUGCUGAGGGGAGAGAGAGAAAGCCUCUCCUUCAGCCAUGGCGGAGCGAGGGGCGCCCGGCGGUGGCGGCGUCAGUGGCGGCCAACGCGGCCCAACAGCCCCUUCCCUCCUUCAGGCGGCGUCCAACCCCUCAGCCUCUUCGGCGUCGCCGGCUCCACCGAACGCCUCAGGGCAGCCUCCGCCGCCCUCGACGGCGGUGCAGCAGCCGCAGCAAUUACUGGCGCCUCCUCCUUCGGCGCCGCCGCCUCAGCCGCCGGCCCUCGGGCCCGGAGGCGGCUCUUUGGCCCCAGGAGGAGCCUUGGGAGCCCCGGGGUCAAGCGCUGGCGGGGCGGCGGCGGCGGCGGCGGCAGGGGGCCGCCCUGUUCAGAUGAACCUUUACGCCACCUGGGAAGUGGACCGGAGCUCGCCCAGCUGCGUGCCCAGAUUGUUCAGUUUGACCUUGAAAAAGCUCAUCAUGCUGAAAGAGAUGGACAAAGAUCUGAACUCUGUGGUGAUUGCUGUGAAACUGCAGGGCUCGAAGAGGAUCCUGCGAUCCAAUGAGAUUGUCUUACCUGUCAGUGGACUUGUGGAAACAGAGCUUCAGUUGACUUUCUCUUUGCAGUAUCCUCACUUCCUGAAGCGAGAUGCCAACAAGCUGCAAAUCAUGUUGCAGCGAAGGAAGCGAUACAAAAACAGGACCAUUCUGGGCUACAAAACUCUAGCUGUUGGCCUUAUCAACAUGGCUGAGGUUAUGCAGCAUCCAAGUGAAGGGGCCCUGGUACUUGGUCUUCACAGUAACGUGAAAGAUGUUUCUGUCCCUGUUGCUGAAAUAAAAAUCUAUUCUCUGUCCAGCCAGCCAAUAGACCACGAAGGGCUCAAAUCCAAAUUAUCUGAUCGCUCCCCUGACAUUGACAACUAUUCGGAGGAGGAAGAGGAGAGCUUCUCUUCUGAACAAGAGGGGAGUGAUGACCCCCUUCAUGGACAGGACUUGUUUUAUGAAGAGGAGGACCUUAGGAAGGUGAAAAAAACUAGGAGGAAAAUGACCUCAGCUUCUGCAAUUACUCGGCAGCCAAAUAUUAAGCAGAAGUUUGUGGCUUUACUGAAGCGGUUCAAAGUAUCUGAUGAGGUCGGCUUUGGUCUGGAGCAUGUUUCCAGGGAGCAGAUCCGGGAGGUAGAGGAGGAUCUCGAUGAGCUCUAUGAUAGCUUAGAGAUGUACAACCCCAGUGACAGCGGUCCUGAGAUGGAAGAUACAGAGAGUAUCCUCAGCACACCAAAACCAAAACUCAAGCCUUUCUUCGAGGGAAUGUCACAGUCAAGCUCCCAGACUGAAAUUGGAAGCCUUAACAGCAAAGGGAGCCUUGGCAAGGAUGCCACCAGCCCUGUGGAAGCAUCCAUUGGGGACAAAAUGAAACCUACCCGGAGUAAAAAUGCAGAUGACCAUGUCAAUGAAGCAGACACACUGGAGGGAAAUGGUCAGGAUACAUUUGGAGACUCAACUGCCACCUUAGUCAUCCCAGACAAAGUCAAGACACCUAUGAAGACCAGCAAGGGAGAGCUUCAGAGCGUGGCCUCACCUAGCAAAAUGGACAGUGCUACACACACACCCCGGCAGAAGCGCAGCACCCCACUCAAAGAGCGUCAGCUUUCCAAGCCCCUCAGUGAAAGGACCAAUAGUUCCGACAGUGAAAGGUCACCAGACUUGGGUCAUAGCACACAGCAGAUUCCUCGCAAGAUUGUUUAUGAUCAGCUGAAUCAAAUCUUAGUGUCAGAUGCAGCACUGCCAGAAAACAUCAUCUUAGUGAACACUGUUGACUGGCAAGGCCAGUAUGUAGCGGAUCUCCUUCAGGACCAGAAGAAGCCAGUUGUUUGCACGUGCUCCACAAUUGAAGUUCAAGCUGUCCUCUCUGCUAUCCUCACGAGGAUCCAACGAUACUGCAACUGCAAUUCCUCCAUGCCACGCCCUGUGAAGGUGGUGUCUGUCGGGGGCCAGAGUUACCUCAGCUCCAUCUUGAGGUUUUUUAUGAAGCAGUUGGCAAACAAGACGUCAGACUGGCUGGGCUACAUGAAGUUCCUCAUCAUCCCGCUAGGUUCUCAUCCUGUAGCCAAGUACAUGGGCUCUGUGGACAGCAGAUACAGCAGUAUGUUUCUGGAUGCCACCUGGAGAGAACUCUUUGGCAAAUCUGAGCCACCUAUGACUGAACCUUUUGACGUGGUUGGCCGGAUCAUGCAGUAUGUGAGUGGAGCAAAUGUGACCCACCAGCUGCCUGUGGCUGAGGCCAUGCUGACCUGCAAGCACAAAUUCCAAGAUGAAGAUUCUUACCAAAAGUUCAUCCCUUUCAUUGGGGUGGUUAAAGUGGGCCUCAUUGAAGACUCGCCUGCAGCUACAGGAGAGGGAGAUGAUUCUCCCAUCAUCAGCCUCACAGUUCCCUCCACCUCUCCCCCUUCUACCUCUGGGGUUUCCAGGGACGUCGCUGCUACCCCACCGUCAUCUCCCUCUAUGACUAGCGGACUGGCUGUCAUGGGGUCCCCCAAUAGCCCUUACGGCGAUGUCAUUGGACUACAGGUGGAUUACUGGUUAGCUCAGGCCACGGAAAAGAAGAAGGAAGGGGAAAAAAAGGAUGCCACCUCCAAAAACACACUCAAGAGUGUCUUCCGCUCGGUGCAGGUGUCACGGCUUCCAAACAGCGGGGAAACCCAGUUGUCUGGGACCAUGGCCAUGACUGUUGUCACCAAAGAGAAGAAUAAGAAAGUUCCCACAAUUUUUCUGAGCAAGAAACCCAAAGAGAGAGAGGUAGAUUCCAAGAGCCAAAUGAUUGAUGGAAUCAGCCGGCUGAUCUGCUCUGCAAAACAGCAGCAAACUAUGCUGAAAGUUUCCAUUGAUGGUGUGGAGUGGAGUGACAUCAAGUUUUUCCAGCUAGCUGCCCAGUGGCCAACCCAUGUGAAACACUUCCCUGUUGGACUCUUUGGCUCGAAACCGGCCUGAUGAUAGCUAUGCAGUGGUCCCUCCUGCGCCCUCAUCGCUUUGCUGCAAUGCGGCAUCACCUCUGUCCAAACCAUCAGCCAAAUCAGAGCUGUUCUGUGGUAACUUCACCCGUGUUGCAAUACUGUGUGUUGAUCUGGUCACGACAGGGAGGGACCAGCCUCUGGUGCCAAGAGAGAUGCUACAUUUUUGUCUCCAGCCAAGGAGCUGCCCACUGACUGCUUCCUCAUAUUUUACUGCCACAUUGUGUCGUGGGUGUCCAGCCUCCAUCUGUGCCGAGUGCAUUGCAUCUUGGAAAUGAAUCCCAAGAGAUUUGGAUUCUACUGGCUUCCCAUCGCACCUGGUACACACUCCCUCUCUGAACUGGUGCACCUGUGUCUUCCUGAAGAAUGUGCUUGAGAACUUGUGGUCCAUGAAAAUUCGCCUUUAACGAUAAUUGUUCUUGUUUUAUGUUCUGACUUUUGCUGAGUCAACUGAGAGCUUUGCUGAAUACGCACUCUUUCAAAAGUUCUCCUUUUCAGCCUCAGCCUCUCCAAAAGCACAAAGCUUGCAAAGCCCACGUUGGCUGUUGUGUUAGCAGCCAAACUCUUAACCCCAGCUAGGCCUUGCCACAAGCAGGCAAGGCCCCUUCCUCCUGCCUCCGGUCACUCCUGUGUCUCAUCGCUAGGUCAAACAUGUCAGGUUGGUAAAAAGAGCCUCAACAUUCACGUGAGGCUGGCAGUCCUUGCAUAGAUGAAGAGCGGAAAAGUCAUUGUAGGGAGAUGGAGGUGGAUAUUUUUCUCUGACAGGCACACCCACUCCCCUCCCCUAGCCACAUCCUCUUCACUUCUCCACAACUGUACUAGUCUUUUCUUAUAAUACUCCCCCCACCCACGGCCUGUCCUUAAAGUGUUUUUCAAAAGAACUUGGGUCAUUGUUUUCCUGAAAUACAUUUUCAUUUCCAUGUAAGGUUCCACUUGCUAGCGUGGCCUCACAGUGGAGUGGGGAAGAUUGUCCACCAUACUGGGAAGCCCGAUAACGUCAUUAGACAACCUGCCCUGAAGCUUGCCCCGUUUAACUGUGCUUGGCAAUAGUUCUGAGGGGUGUGUCAUCCUGGCCACAUAGCACAAUCGAGAGAAGCUACAUUGUGUCCCACUGUCGUACUACCUGUUCCUGAGCCUUGUGGUGUGACGCAUCUCAGCACAAGGAGAUCUUUCUGGGGACCUGGUCAACCAUCUUCUCUGCAGCCUACUGCUCACAGCUCUUUCUGAGGUGUGGCUGGAAACCCAGCAGCAUUCUUACCCAUGUCAGUUUUGUUUUGAAGCAGGUCUGUGUCACGGAGCCUCCAAGAACUAUAUGUGCCACGUACCAGAAACUGCAGACCUUGCCAAACGUUCUUCCUAAGCGCUUGCCCUGACAGGCAGGAGACCAGCCUUUGCCCUCAGACUUCCGUGUUGAUGGGAGCAGGUUGAAUGGCUCGUGCAACUGAGACCAGAGGUGCUUGACAGUGAUGCAAAAUGGCCUUGCCAACUGUCAUGCAGCAAUACUUGAGGAAGGCUGGAGAAGGGCUACUUCUGUGUAGCAAACCUCCACUUCAGGGGGCAUUUUUGUGUGCUUGCUAUGAGCUUCUCUCCCCCUGUAACUCCUUCCUGGUUUUUGCGAAGGGCCCCUGAAGCUGGCAUUCCAGUGGACACGUAGAAGGUGUCUUCCCCCCCUCUUCUUGUGAGCUUUGUCAGCAGCUCUGAGUGCACUGCUCUUAAACUGCUCCUGACCAGCAAUAAAACAAACCACCCCCAAUUGGGGGGGGGGCAUUUCAUAUGGGUACUUUCAGGCACCACACCUUAUUGGUUGUUUGAAACAGCUUUGGGGCCCCACCAUAAAGCUUAAACUCUUAACUGCUCAGCGUUCAGCAUGGCUGUGUCAGAAAGGUGGAGUACAGAGCCCACAAUCUGUCUUCUAGAUGCUCUUUUUGUAUUUUUGAGUGACCACAUAUUUUCAGGGGUCCCAGAAUUCAGCUUAGAGUAACUUCUUCGUGCAUGGCGGGGUGGAUCUUUGCCUACCUUAAAGUGGCAAUGCUGGUUUCCAGGCUUUUACACUGGAAAGGGAAAUAUGAGGGUGUCAAUGAGAGGACUGACUUAAUAGUAUUUGAGCACUCUUCUCUCCUUCCCAGAUUGGAAGAGGGGAGCCCAUGAAGCUCUUCCCCCCCUUCAAGCUGCUUCUCCCCAAGGCCAGUUCUUUCAGAGCUCCUUCAGGCUUGUCAUUGAGCUGGUGUAACUGUUGAGAGAGAGAGUGUGAGAGAGUGUGAGAGUGUGAGAGUGUGAGAGUGUGAGAGUGUGAGAGUGUGAGAGUGUGUGAGAGAGUGUGAGAGAGUGUGAGAGAGUGUGAGAGUGAGAGUGUGAGAGUGUGAGAGAGAGACACACACACACACACAGAGUACAAGCAACUCCAUCCACUUUAUGCCUCUGGAGGGUGGGAUGCCCUCCCAGGCAUACGUGAGAACAAGCAGUGGGGCCACUGAAGCGGAUUGCAUCCCCCUUGCUGAGGAGUCUUGGUGGCAGGAAAAAAAACGGUUGUGUUUUUUUGUUUCCUUCUCUUGGCUCCUACUGCUGUGGCUAUGUGACAAAUGUGGCUUUUGUACUCCCAAGCGAUGCGGUCAGAUGCAUAGAGCAACACUGACCUUCUGUGGCUGUCCUGAACUCGGCAGCCCCCUUUCUCAAGCGGGAGAUGUCACAGAAUACAGGAUAUCUCGGCAUUUCCCUCUCGGGCGAGAUCUCCUCUGUUUGUGUGUUGUCCCCUCCCACACAUACACUCCAAACGCACGAAAUACUGAAGAAGCUCCUUGGCUCCAACAUGGGAAAGGGAGUUCAUGCUGGCACGUCCCUUAUCCCCUGGGUUUGGGGGCAGUGGCUUCCUCUGCAUGAGAGGCAGGGGGGUACCAUAUAGAGUAGGGGGUAUUUAAAUAAGCACAAUCCUGAAUAAUCUACUACCUUCUCUGUAGAAAUGUUGUCUGUCUCUCUUUUUCAUAUUCUGCGCCCCCCCCAACUCCAUAAACAAAUGUUAUUCCUAGUCAAAUUGCUUCAGGUUUAAGGUUUGAGAGAGCCUGUCAAAGUCGGCCCAAUUCCAUGUUGGGAGAAGCAGGGGAGGGAUAUGGCUCCAAACACCCAACAUCUAGGACUCCCUGAUACUUUGGCAAGGAAGCAUCCGCCUUACUGGGCUCCCAUAUUAAGAGAAGAUCCUUUGUUAAGUCAGGCCUGUGAACCUUAUAACCUUCCCUAAGCUGAGUGGAGUCCAACAGGCCCACUGGGAGCUCGAUAAGCCUUUUUUUUUCCUUUUUGCCUAUAGAAGCUGUAAAAAUGGAGGGGUUGUUACCUAGCAGGCCACAAUCCAUGGUGGUGGGCAGGGUCACAAGCUGUGUAGGUCCAGGGUAUGGUGGACCUUAGAGUGGAUGGGAUUUGUUCAGUAGCCAAUCAACUGUCUUCACCAAGAUUUAAUUUUCAGGUCGCCCUCUGGGUUGCCUUUGGCCAAUCUGAAGUGGAUGUGGGAGGAGGGCAAGCUGUGAUAGAUGCCUUUGUCUGUAGCUGCAUCUUGGGCUUCUGUAGAAGUACCCACGAGCCCCACCCCCCUCUGUGAGCCGGAUUGGUGCAGUGUUGACACCAUCUGUGCCCAUCUGUCAGUCAAACCAGUGCAGGACAGCCUCACACAUGUCUGCUGUGUUGCGGUUUUUCUCUCUGUGGCCUGGCUGUUCAGAUUUAUGCUUUGCAAAGGUGCACGCACUCUGGCUCUCACAGCUGUGGUCUGGGACAAAGGGGCCUUGUUAAUCUUGGGCUUGUCAGAAUUUGUAAAGCCACUUGCAAGGCUGGGGACAGCCAGCUGGCUCUUUCCCCCCCUCUUUCAAAUUCCCAUUGGGUCUCCAGUGUUAAACCCUUCUACUCCCCACAAUGCCCAAGGGAGGUGGUGAGGGAAGGUUCAUUUCGAGAAGCAGCUGCCCAGAUAACUCUGGAAAACGAGCCCUGCAGCUGUUUGCUUUGGAAUGGGUGUGUUUGCAACAUCCUUCCAGCCCAAACUGUUGGCAUUGUAGGGAAGGAUCCUGACACUGAACCCAAUCCUUUCGCCACCAUCUCCCUGGCCCUAUAAGAUGGGUUUCUCCCCCUUCCUCUCCCCUGGGGAAGAUAGGCUCAGGAGGCUGAGCAGAUGGAUCUGCCCCCCUGGGGAUGGGUCGAGCAGGAGUCACUCCCAUUUAUGUACUUUGCUGUGUCUGCAUAGUGAGUGUGAAGGUAAGGCACACCGACUCUUAGCAUGGAAGGGAAAUUGUGUGUCGCGGAAGCUUAAACUGGCUAGCCCCUGAGUCAUAGAAAACUCCCAAGAACCACACCCAUCACCUUGGUCAUCCCCCAAGCACCAUUUUGCUCUGUUUUCCCCCAUGCCUGCCCUCUACUCCUGAGCCAGCCCCAUGAAAGAUCCUACCAAAGAGGAUGCUCUUGCCCAGGGAAGGGAGACACUCUGCUCCAGGGAGCUCUCCAAGGUCUGUGACCUUCAUUUUCAUACAGCCUUUCCUCUGGCCUAAUUUCUCACGUCUUGACUGUUACAGUGAGUGUGUCCCAUUUGAGGACUGUUGUGUUUCCUGUUUUUGCUGUGGAUUUUGCACAAUCUGGAACCUUUGUUGAUAAAUUCAGAUCUGGAUUUCCAUGUCUAUUCUGUGUCCCAGCCACUGUACAUAAAUAUGAGUUUUGUAUAUAAUCUCAUUUUAUUCUUGUUUUUGUAAGUGUGUUAAUUCUCUUGAUUUGUAUUGCAGGCCCCAACAAUCCACAUUAAGAAUCUCUGCUUGGGUUGAAUUUUGGAGCCUUGUUGGUAUUUGAUGCAUUCUAUUAUUGGGGUCUGUUGUCUCCCCACCCCCACCCACUAUUUUUGGAAUUUUUCAUUAAAUAAAAUGUUUUUUUCGUAA
Messenger RNA from Rhineura floridana, 8080 nucleotides. It is a transcript of the gene PACS1, whose product is annotated as phosphofurin acidic cluster sorting protein 1. Gene Ontology annotation, biological process: protein localization to plasma membrane. The transcript is spliced from 24 exons. The record is from RefSeq and is a predicted model, not a curated record. Gene Ontology annotation, molecular function: transmembrane transporter binding. The coding region runs from base 238 to 3162 and encodes 974 amino acids. NCBI's taxonomy places the organism in Eukaryota, Metazoa, Chordata, Lepidosauria, Squamata, Rhineuridae.